AUGAAACCAUCUAAACUGCAAGAUCAUCUGAGAAGAUGCCACCCUGAUAAAACAGAGAAAGAUUUGAAAUACUUUCAAACACUCAAAGAUAAAUUUCAGAAGAGACCUAAACUGGACAGAAUGUUCGCUUCGACGUCACAAAGAAAUGAUGAUGGUUUGCGGGCGUCUUACAAUACCUCGUUACUUAUAGCAAAAUCCGGAGAACCGCAUACUAUCGGAGAGAAGUUAAUUUUGCCAGCCGUUGAAGAGGUUUUAAAAACUGUUUAA
Acanthoscelides obtectus is the source of this 267-nucleotide messenger RNA. The record is from the annotation of a GenBank genome assembly. NCBI's taxonomy places the organism in Eukaryota, Metazoa, Arthropoda, Insecta, Coleoptera, Chrysomelidae.